AUGGGAGAUAACAAUGUCAACCUUCCACCCGGGUUUCGAUUUUAUCCCACAGAUGAAGAGCUUGUAGUCCAUUUCCUUCAUAGAAAGGCAUCACUUUUACCUUGUCAUCCAGAUGUUAUCCCUGAUCUUGAUCUCUACCCUUAUGAUCCAUGGGAACUUCAUGGUAGAGCUUUGGCAGAGGGAAAACAAUGGUACUACUAUAGCAGAAGGACACAAAAUAGGGUCACUGGAAAUGGUUAUUGGAUGCCAAUGGGGAUGGAAGAACCAGUGGUUGCAAGCUCAAGCAACAAGAGAGUUGGUGUGAAGAAAUGUUAUGUGUUCCAUAUGGGAGAAGCUGCUGAUGGCAACAAAACCAAUUGGAUAAUGCAAGAGUAUCGUUUAACAGAUUCUGCUUCCUCUAGCAGAUCAUCCAAAAUAAAAGCACAACCAAAAACAGAUCAUAGUAAAUGGGUGAUAUGUCGAGUUUAUGAGCGUGAUGAGGAGGGUGAUGAUGAUGAUGGUGGUGAUGGAACAGAGCUCUCUUGUUUGGAUGAAGUUUUCUUGUCAUUGGAUGAUCUUGAUGAAAUAAGCUUGCCAAAUUAGAUGAUGCAAGUGAUCUAGUUACCAGCAUUAUCCAAAUGGGAUAAUUAAGUUAAUUGUUUUUUAUCAUUAUUGUUGUUAAUUAUUUACUGUUUGUAGUUAAAUCCAAUAGCAGUGUAGCUUCCAUUGUAAUCAGUGAAGUUGCAAUAUAUGUAGAUUUCUAUAGCAACCCUUCAAGUGGGGCA
Messenger RNA from Gastrolobium bilobum, 764 nucleotides. RefSeq names its product NAC domain-containing protein 104-like. Gene Ontology annotation, molecular function: DNA binding. NCBI's taxonomy places the organism in Eukaryota, Viridiplantae, Streptophyta, Magnoliopsida, Fabales, Fabaceae. Bases 1 to 582 code for a protein of 193 amino acids. The record is from RefSeq and is a predicted model, not a curated record. Gene Ontology annotation, biological process: system development; regulation of DNA-templated transcription. The transcript has 3 exons.